Hermetia illucens (black soldier fly) is the source of this 1870-nucleotide messenger RNA. Its product is annotated as aquaporin AQPAn.G-like. Gene Ontology annotation, cellular component: plasma membrane. The record is from RefSeq and is a predicted model, not a curated record. Gene Ontology annotation, molecular function: water channel activity. Bases 388 to 1263 code for a protein of 291 amino acids. Lineage: Eukaryota; Metazoa; Arthropoda; Insecta; Diptera; Stratiomyidae. Gene Ontology annotation, biological process: transmembrane transport. The transcript is spliced from 4 exons.
UUUGCUACCCGAAGGGAGAUCCUCAUAAAUUUCGACAACACAUUAUUAAGUAGUCUUCGAGUGUUUUGUUGUUGUUCGGCUGCAGAGUGAUAAAAACGCAUGUGAUAUUCGCGUACGAGUCCAAACUGCCAGAUAACGUGCUAUUAAUCCAUCUAAUUGGCCUAGUAUUGCUACUAAUCAAUAAAAUCGAUCAGCUCAGCGAUUUACUAGCAAGUUUUUGGCAUCCGUACAGUCUGUAUCAGUACUAUCGUUUAUAUUUAUCGUCAAUUGUCCAUUACUUACGCUUUAAGUGUGGAAAACACAAAAAACUUAAUCUUAGCAUUAUACUUGCUGCUUUUAGAUUGAUUAUUUGGUUUUUUCCGUGAGUUGAGGAGUAUCCAGUGAAUUAUGACAGCAGAUUCUUACUCGCCUACGAAGGAACAAGUUAAAGACGUCAAAAUGGUGAACGAAAACAAAAAUGUUGUGAUUGAAGUGGAAGAGCGGCACUUCCUAUUCAAAUGUAUGAAGAUGCAAACAUUGGACAAAGUUUCCGUCUUUCUGGCGGAACUGAUAGGCACAGCUCUAUUGGUGUUUUUCGGCUGUAUGGGAUGUGCUUCGAGCAUGGGAGUUCCAAGCACUCAUCUCAACAUUUGCAUUAACUUCGGUCUCACAGUUAUGUUCAUUGUGCAAAUUUUCGGUUGCGUAUCCGGAUCACAUAUUAAUCCAGCCGUAACAGCCGCUGCUUACAUCUAUAACUUGGUUACCCUGCCCAUGGCCGCUGUUUACUUCGUAGCACAAAUGAUCGGUGGAUUUGUUGGUUUUGGCCUCUUGAAAGCAGUCAGUCCAGCCGAAGCCUUCUUCCCCAAUAACUCCACCAUCGGCUUGUGCACAACAAUGCCAAACCCACAGAUCAGCCCGUUCCAAGGAAUGCUCGUCGAAUUGCUCAUUACAGCCUCCCUCAUUUGGGUUGUUUGCGGUGUAUGGGAUCCACGCAACGCUAAACAUCACGACUCCGUUCCAAUUAAAUUCGGUUUGACUAUUGCUUCUUUGGCUCUUGCUGCUGGACCAUGGACCGGUGCCAGUAUGAAUCCAGCCAGAUCAUUCGCCCCUGCCAUUUGGAACGGAAACUUCCAACACCACUGGGUCUACUGGGUAGGACCAAUGGCCGGUGGAAUUCUCGCUGCUCUGGCCUACAAGACAGUCUUCCGACGUGAAGUGCCAGUCGAGAAGGAGCUCAAAGCGGCCGAAGAGUUCCCAUUGUCUCGAGAGCGAAACAAUGCUUAAGAACCCACACGCAUACACUUAACACGCACACAUAAACAUCAAAACACAUUAAUUAAAUUUAAUUGUUAAAAUACAAAUCAAAUGGAAACUGUUAAUACUUUUCUGCAUUUUAAUGAUUAUUGUGUAUCGUAUUUUAUCUAUACGUAAUUAAGAUUGCAUUUUAUGCCGUUGGAGCGGCUCAUGUAAAAAGUCAAGUGGAAAAUGUUUUUAUACGAAAGCCAAGUUGCAUUUUUCCUGUGAGAAAUUGAAUAUUUUGUAAAAAUUGACGCCUCACUCUUACUUGAGCCAUUCAAAAUUGUUUGUAGAUUUGUAGAGUCCAAAAAUAUUGUUUUGAAGUAUUUUGUUUUAAAAAUUGCAGCAAAGAAAGUAACAUAAUUGUAAAAUGUAGUUAGUAAAGUACUUAUACAACCCUCGGUUGGAAAAUCACGAAAGUAAAAGGAAAGAGAAAAAAACUUAAAAUUCAUUUAUUGGGAAAACGAAAUUCUGCUUUUUGUAAAAUCAGAAUGUCAUGGAAUUUCAAUUCAUAUUGCAUUGUUUUUGUAAGUAUGUAAAUGUAAAGAUGCAGUUUUUGAAAUAACCAAUAAAAGAAUUGUGUAAUUAUAAAUAA